AUGGUUGAAAAAAAUAACAAAUUAUUUUUUAUUAUAUUUGUUGGCUUCAUUCUUUUAAUAUGUAACUUGAAUUAUUUUUAUGAGAUUGCAACCUUUGGUGAAUCAUGGAAUAACAAAAAAGGAAAAAGAAUUGUAUUAAAUGAAAGGACUAGCAGAUUAUUAUUACGGGUAGAACCAAGAACUACUUCAAGACUAACACAGACGGGUUCCAAAAAUAUGGAACAAGAUAUAUUAGAAGAUGAAAUUAAUUUUUCACAAUGUUCAAAUGUAACAUUAAAUGAUAGAAUUUUUCCAAAAGAACCUAAUGCCUUAGUGUAUAAUUACCAUUUUAAAAAACCAUCUUGUAUGUCCGAAUUUGAUGAUGAUUUUGAACUAUCAGAUGUAACACUUAAUGAAUAUGAUAAGGAUUUCAAAUCACAAUCGGAUAUAUCUGAACCAGAAUUAUUUGACAUAUUGAAGUCUGAUUCUGGUUUUAGCAAAUAUUCCAAUAUAUUGGGUAAUUGUAAAUUUUUAAAAGAUACAGAUGCACAUGUUAAAUCAGAGUUAAUAAAUUCAUCGAACUCUAAUUAUAAUAACCAUUAUAAGGUAAAACCUAGAACUAUAUCUUCACGAUUAAAAAAAAUUAUAAAGAAACAUACGUUUCUAUCCGUAUUUAUGUUAGUUACAAUGUUAUUUUUAUUCUAUAAAGUGGUAAAUAUUGGAACCCUAACAAAUAUAUCCUGUUUCUUGGGCUUUUUUAUAGCAUUUUAUUUUGGUUUUGUAUUAAUUAAAAAUAGUAAAAUGGCUAAAAUUAAAAAAGCACAAUAUGAUCUCAAUAGAUUUUGGAAUAGAAAAUGA
Messenger RNA from Plasmodium malariae, 837 nucleotides. RefSeq names its product Plasmodium exported protein, unknown function. The transcript has 2 exons. Bases 1 to 837 code for a protein of 278 amino acids. Lineage: Eukaryota; Apicomplexa; Aconoidasida; Haemosporida; Plasmodiidae. The record is from RefSeq and is a predicted model, not a curated record.